UUCUUCGAGACAGACAUCAAAAGGCUUCUCCCCUUUCGUCUCAAAACAACAAACAACCCAACACCAGCAACAUCGAAACGAACAGCAACGAAAUGACCACCACGAACGGUAUCGGUCUACCUCUUUUGUCGGCUCUGUGCUAUGGCGGAUCAGAAGUUCUGGUCAAGGUGGGAACCACAGGACUUGCCGCCCACGAAGUACAACUGAUCAAAACCAUCGUGACAACCCUAUGUUUCUUGGGAGUGGCAUUCAAUGCUUCUGGUGGGGCCAUUCUGCACAGCAAGGGAUUCUCAUCUUCUUCCGCUUUGGUUGCUACAUGUAUGACUGCUGGUGUAUGCGCCUUUAUCGGGGGGUUGCUCAAGACUACCGCCAUCAAGAACGGCGCAGCUUUGGGCACCGUGUCAGCUCUCACAGCGUUUUACCCGGCCGUCGCCUUUGUGGGAUCUGUUGCAUUCUUUGGCGAAGAGCUGAAACCAAACAAGGUCGUUGGUCUUGGGUUUGCCCUCUUGUCAAUCUUGGCGUUUUCUUAUGAGCCAAAAGCCGCUGUCAAAAUACUGAAGGAGGAAUAAAGAGACUUGCGAACUGCCAUCUGCUGGAUACCGUUAGGUUUCAACGGGGCAUUUGACAGAUCUUCAUUUUCCCUGUGAAGUCAAUGCUGGCAACAAAAGACCACGGCGCUAUUAUAAGCGCCAUUAAGAUAGAUUCAUUCCUUAGUUCUAGUCUUUGCUACGU
This is a messenger RNA of Seminavis robusta, 732 nucleotides long. The record is from the annotation of a GenBank genome assembly. Lineage: Eukaryota; Bacillariophyta; Bacillariophyceae; Naviculales; Naviculaceae.